GUAGAGGCGUUCCAAUUCUCCCUGCCCCCAAGAGUGACGUGUUGACAGGUGGACUCGCGCUCUUGUUUUUUUCUCCUUUUUUUUGUGGAUUUCUCCUUCCUUCCACCUUGUCCUCUCACCUGAAGACACCUGAGCGUCCCUAGAGUCUCACCUGAGCGGGAAAUACAGGACACAGGCGGACACCAUGGCGGGCAUUCCCCUGGGGAGUGAACCGCCACAGCAGACCGAGGAGGAGGAGGCGGCGGUGACGGCGGCACUAGCGGAGGCACGGGAGAAUGGUGUUGGGCCAGACCCCGCGCUGCCCCAGGACUUAGUGUUUGACCUCCAGCUGGUGCUUAACGGCUUCUCAGACUGUCGGGGCGAGGACGGGCAGCUGUACCUCGAUGCUUACCUGCGGGCCUACAGCGAACUCAACAAGUUCCUUCAGCUCCUCGGGACGGUCUUCAACUUCGUCUCCCAUGACAUACAGAAGAAGGUCACCAUUCUGCAGUGUUACCGGAAGGGCGGCGCCGGCGACUACUACUACUCCAUCCAGUCCAUGAUUGAGUAUGAGCAGGAGAACAACCUCCUCACCAGCAGCGACCGCCAGUCCGGCUCACGCACUCUACUCAGGCUGCACCGAGGACUGGAAUUCAUCUCGGGCUUCAUGGCGGAGCUCCACAAGGCCUCAGACACGGCUGGACUGGGCAGCCCCUCGUCAGAGCUGUACGGCCGCACGCUGGCCAAACACCACAACUGGGUGCUCGCCAAGACUGUUGGGGCCGUGCUGCUCAUGAUGCCCAACAAACAGACCAUUAUUGAGAGGGUAAUCCUUGGAAGUAAACCGAUGACGGGUGGUACCAUGGGCGUGAGGGAACACAACGAAGCUCUCAUGCCGAAGGUGAUUGAGGUCAUGAACUCCGUCUACAACCUCACGCAGAAGCUUUACGAGGACUACAACAUCCUCGACCUGCCCUGAGAUGCCGGGUCAGCGGAGGUCACUGUGUGGGAAGGAUGUGUUAGUGGGUGUAGAGGAGGUGCUGUGAGUGUGUGUUGUGAGAGAGGAGAUGUGGCAAAUUGUUUUACUUUAAUACUGGAAACUAACCAUGAAAGUGAAUUUUUGGUUGAAGGGUUGUGGUGUUGAGUGUGUUAGAGUAGGAGGAGAUGAUGAUGUGUGGGUGUAGGUAGGAGGUGCUAGAGUAUGUGUUGUGAGAGGUGGGCCGUGGAGAAUUUUUUUACAUGCAAUACUGAAAACUACUGUGAGAGGAGAUGUGGAGAGUCGAAGAUGAUUGUGUUGAGUGUGUUUGAGUUGGAGGUGAUGUGUGGGAGGCUGUGUAUGAGGUGCAGCGUGUGUGUGUGUGUGUGUGUGUGUGUGUGGUGAGAGAGGAGGCUGUGGGGAAUUUUUUACGUCAAGACCAGAAACUUGACAUGAUGAGGAAUUUUUGGGUCCAAGGGUGGUAGUGAUGUGUGCGUUUACAUGUGCGAUGCUGUGUGUGUGAGUAGUGAGAGAGAGAGAGGGAGAAUUUUUCUACUUAAAGAUUAUAAAUUUCCCCUGAUAAAAGUUUGGAUAGGAGGGUUGUAUUGACGAAUGUGUUAGGGUAGGAGGUGAUAAUGUUAGUGUGUGUAGUGAGAGAGAUGGAGAUGGGAAUUUUUUUACUUAAAGAUUAUAAAUUUGACCUGAUCGAAGUUUUGAUUGGAGGGUGUUGUAAUUACGAGUGUGUUAGGGUAGAUCAUGUGUCUGUGUGUGUGUGAGUAUGUGAGGUACUGGUGUGUGAGUGGUGAGAGGGGGAUGCGGAGAAUUAUAUAACUUCAAGACAGGAAACUUACCAUGAUACUGAAUGUUUUGGGGGCAGGGUUGGCGUGUGUGUGUGUGUGUGUGUGUGUGUGUGUGUGGGUUAGGUUGAAGAAGGAGACGUUGAUAUGUGUGUGUGUGUGUGUGUGUGUGUUGCUGGUGAGAGGUGGAAUGUGACGGUAGUGUGAUAGUUGCUCUAGUACAGUGUUUGAUGGUGUGAGAUGGUGUGAUGGGUGAACGAUACAAGAUAUUUUACAGUAACAGUUGCAGCUAAAGGGCAAGGAAAUACUACAACAUACAAAGCCUGCUAAGUGAUGGGGAGUGUGCUAGGUAACAUGGAAGCAAUGAUGACGUCCCACUGGCUUUCCUUCCUUGCAGACUCACCACACCUUAGAGAGUCACAUUUUCCCUUCUUUGAUGACUCUACGCCCUCCAUUUGUUCUGACCCUUCUUUCUUAUUUCCUUUCUUUACGUAGCUUUUCUUUCUUUAACCCUGCCCUCCUCCCUUCCUUCCUUCGCCCUCUAUCGUGCCUACCUUACCUCCCUCCCUCUUUCCUCUCCUUCCAUCUUUUCCCCUCCCUUCCUCUCCCUAUAGCUCUCUACCCAUAUCACAGCAUUACCCUUCCAUACAUCACUCUUGUCUUCAUUAUAUCACCAUAUGUCUUUUCCUUAACCAUUUACCUCUACCUAACCACAGUGCUAUAGGGUUUCUGAUUCACAACACACUUCAUUCCCUCACUCAUUUUCUCCCCAUCAGUAAAUAAACCCCUCUGUCACGCCCUGUAGUUGCUUGCCUGAUCAGUGUUUCCUGCUCGAGUUUGGAGCUGUUCGUCCUCUCUCUCUGUAAUGCCAAACUUACCAUUGCCAUCAUUGCCAUAGCUUACUUAGAUCUGUGUGUUGGUUUAAGACUUGGGGGUGUGUUCGCCGUUUUGAACUCGCCAUUCCAACCAUUCCGUACACACAUCAAGGGAAAGGACUCGUACUCUGGAAUGAAAUAGUCUGUAGGAUAUUCAGUCUUUCCAUUAACAAGGAGCUUAGUUGUUCAGAGAUGCUUCCUCCCUGAUGUGUGUACGACGUGACUAUUGGAAGGUUGAAUACAAUCUGGUGAACAUGCUCAAUCUGUUUUAAUGACAGACAUUGGCAUCUGUAUUCCUAUCAGUCAUGUAAGUUUAGCAUAGUUAGGUUAAUGUAUGUAUUCGGUAUUUUGUUGGCAGUUUGUAUUCAGCACCUGUUUUCUGUCUGCACCUCACCAACACUUGUCAUGAUCUUGUUCUUGUGUUGGUCGUGUUUGUUGAUCUCCAAUUAUUUUGUCAACUUCAGUACAAAUUGGAGUGUUCACAAAAUCCUGAGUUGCCAGUGAUCACUGGCCACUUUAAUGCUGGAUUCAGUGUACAGCUGUGUAUGUGGUCCAGCUCUGCUAAUAAUCAUUAUAAAGCCUGUAGGCACUGCCAAACAGAAUGACCACCUCCUCAACCAAGCACAUGAAUGUUGUUUAAAUCUCAAAAAGAAACAAUCUUCACCAAUAUCUUGCCAAGACUUUGCAUCAAACAAUUAAUUGUAUAAUAAUUGAAAAAAAUAAAGCUUUCAUAGAGAAAAGAAAUCCCAAGUAGAUGGCUGAGAUUGUGUAUGCAGUGUAUGGCUUUUUCUGCUACAUUUUUCUGCUCUGUGCUUAAUGGUGGUGAGUAAAAAUGUUCAUGAUAUUACAUUAAUUGGUUUGGUAAUGCAUAUUAUGAUGUAAAGAUUUUUUUCCAACAUACCAAGUGAAAAUAUGUAAUAUUAGGUCUGCAAGUGAUUCUGGCAUCUUUUCAGGGUUUUGUGUACGCUCCAAUUGACUUCCUGCAUUCCUUUUCCCUUUACUUCAGUACAAAUUGACUCCCUGCAUUCCCAUUCUUCUUCCAAUCAUCAAAAUAUUCCACGAGUGCCAGUUGAUUAGUUUUGUUAGCAUUGUUGUUGUUAUUCUUGGCCACUAUUUAGGGGCAUCCUUAUACAUUUUCUACCUUGUAUGAUUUUAAGUUCACAUUUAAGAGCCAGUUAUUUUGAGAUCUUUCUUCUUCUUACAGUUAAAAAAUCUUCCAAGAGCCAAUUGUUUCAUUCCUGACACAUGUUGAUUGAGGGACAUUAGACACACUCUGUUUUAAGUAUUUUUAAGUUAAUAUUAAAGGGUCUGUUUUGUGUGUUGACUUUAGGAUUAGGUUAUUUUUUCCUUUCUUUUCCUGUUAUUGUUACUUUUAUACAAUUUAUCUAACCUGCUGCCGUCUGCUGUUUAUGGAAUUUCCCUUCACCUGCAGUAACACAAGUUUGUAGAAUAUGGGCUGUAUUACAAGUCGAAUCAGAGAAGUUUCGGCUCCCAACAAAGGUCGGUUUAGGGGCCGUAUUAUGAGUCCAAUCCAAGAAAUUUCAGGUCCCUAUAGAGUUUGGGAUGAAUAACUCUGAGGUGCAGUGUGUGUGUGUGUGAGUGGUGAGAGAGGUGGGAUGUGGAGAAUUUUUUUACAUGCAACAUUGGAAAUUAACCGUGAGAGUAGAUGUGUCGAAGAUGAUUGUGUUGAGUGUGUUAGAGUAGGAGGUGAUUUUGACCUUCGUUUUGCUCCCUUCCUGACCAAACCCUGCUUCAUCCCAAAGCGUCUCAGAUUCGACUUGUAAAACGGACCUUUAUCUCACUAAGAACAUGUACGGCAUUCCUUUUUAUAUAUAUUUGGGCAAUUAUAUUUUGUGUGCUCAAGGACUUGCAAUAUUCUGAUAACAAGAUGACUUUCCUAC
This is a messenger RNA of Eriocheir sinensis (Chinese mitten crab), 4528 nucleotides long. Its product is annotated as ceramide-1-phosphate transfer protein-like. The transcript is spliced from 8 exons. Gene Ontology annotation, cellular component: cytosol; membrane; cytoplasm. Gene Ontology annotation, biological process: ceramide transport; intermembrane lipid transfer. Gene Ontology annotation, molecular function: ceramide 1-phosphate transfer activity; ceramide 1-phosphate binding. Bases 185 to 958 code for a protein of 257 amino acids. Lineage: Eukaryota; Metazoa; Arthropoda; Malacostraca; Decapoda; Varunidae. The record is from RefSeq and is a predicted model, not a curated record.